Molecule: messenger RNA, 1080 nt
Organism: Helobdella robusta
Lineage: Eukaryota; Metazoa; Annelida; Clitellata; Rhynchobdellida; Glossiphoniidae
Exons: 10
Coding region: 1-1080 (359 amino acids)
Biological process (GO): protein dephosphorylation
Cellular component (GO): secretory granule
Molecular function (GO): protein tyrosine phosphatase activity
Source: RefSeq, a predicted model, not a curated record
AUGCAGUCUCGUCUGAGCGAGAAACUCAUAGAGCCACCAUCGGCCACAAGCUCGCCUUUCAUUGGUCGACAAAACAAAGGGGCCGUCGGUGAUUGGCAGACCUCUCCGCCAAUAGCAAACAAGGGCCACCCACAUACUAGAACCUCGUCAACCAAUAGCAGCACAUCUUCGUGGACCGAAGAACCAGUUAACCCAAAUAUGGAUAUUUCAACCGGACAUUUGAUACUGGCAUACAUGGAAGACCACUUGAGAAAUAAAGACAGACUACAGAAAGAGUGGAACGAGGUGUGUUCCAACGAUGGGGAGCCGAGUUCGAUCGUUGCUGCAAUCGAACCAAUGAACAUGAGAAAGAACAGGUGCACUGACACCUUGCCGUACGAGCACUCGAGAGUGAAACUGAACAUGAUGACCAACGUAUCCGGGCACGAUUACAUCAACGCUAACUUCAUCAUUGAUCAUGACCCUCGAAGCCCCUCCUACAUUGUGACCCAAGGACCCCUGCCAAACACUGUUGCCGAUUUCUGGCAGAUGAUUUGGGAACAAAACAGUGUGGUCGUCGUAAACUUGACCCGUUUGUGGGAACAUUCAACAGCCAUCUGUCACCGCUACUGGCCAGAAGAGGGCACCGAACUUUACCAUGUCUACGAGGUCCAACUGAUAUCGGAGCAUGCAUUGUGUGAAGAUUUCGUUAUAAGAAGUAUGUUUCUGAAGAACCUGCAAACCAAUGAGACGAAGACUAUCACGCAAUUCCAUUUUCUGAACUGGCCCGACCAGGGUGUGCCCAACUCACCAAAGAUUUUACUAGACUUUAGAAGAAAAGUGAACAAGUCCUACAGAGGUAGACAAUCUCCCAUAACUGUUCAUUGCAGUGAUGGCGCCGGAAGAACUGGAACGUACUGCUUGAUUGACAUGACGCUGAAUCGUCUGAGUAAAGGAGCCAAAGAGAUUGACAUAGCCGCAGCGUUAGAGCACCUAAGAGAUCAGAGAGUUAACAUGGUGAGAACGAAGGAGCAGUUCGAGUUUGCCCUUUCAGCAGUGGCUGACGAAGUCCAUUCCAUGCUUAACACUAAUCAACAGUGA